This is a messenger RNA of Eriocheir sinensis (Chinese mitten crab), 856 nucleotides long. Its product is annotated as apolipoprotein D-like. The transcript has 5 exons. Gene Ontology annotation, molecular function: pigment binding. The record is from RefSeq and is a predicted model, not a curated record. Bases 30 to 608 code for a protein of 192 amino acids. Lineage: Eukaryota; Metazoa; Arthropoda; Malacostraca; Decapoda; Varunidae.
AUGAUUUUUUUUUCCUUCCCCAGUAAAUAAUGAAGGUGACAUUGGUAACAAUCCUCCUGGCGGCGGUGGUGGCAGUGGGUCAGACCAUGGCUGCCAAGGGCCUCAUAGCACGUGACGUGAGCGUCGGGAUAUGCCCUACCUUCAGCAACAAGGAGGACCUGGACCCGGUGCCCUACCUGGGCCCCUGGUACGAGAUCGAGCGGUUUGAGUUGGCGCCCGAGAAGGACAUGGACUGCGUGAAGGCCGUCUACUCCGACCUGGGUGACGGCUUGGUCGAGGUGCACAACAUGGCUCGCAGCAACGGUUUUUUCACUGAGAUCUACGGCACGGCCACGGUCAUCGAACCAGGCGUGCUGCUCGUCGAAUUCCCCGGAAGCGUCCCCUCCGAGUACCACGUCCUAGACACCGACUACACCACCUUCUCCGCUGUGUACAACUGUGAGCAAGUCGAGGAGAUGCGCUUCCAGUACGCUUGGAUCCUGUCUCGCACCUCGACCAUGGAUCAGGAGACCUAUGACUACGCCCGCCAAGUCUUCGUGGACAACGGCAUCGACGUCACAAUCUUCCAGCCCACCUACCAGGGCGACGAUUGCCCCUACGUGGAGUAGGAAAGGCAGCCUCAUGCCUAUUCCAAGAAGCAUUCCCGUGACGUCGGUUUUCCUGUAAUUAUAUUUCCAAGUGCUUCCAAGGCUCUGUGCACGAUAAGCGUCAUCCGUAAACCUCCAAGAAUCCCAAGGCAACGUUUCCGGGUCUAUCAGUGACCAUGAGCUAAAGCCUACAAUUCCCUGUGUCUUAUAUUGUCUUAUUUUUAAGGAUUAUGUUUUCAUUAAAAUAUCAAUAUUUGACUGUAUUAAAA